AUGGCCAGCUCAGCCCUGGGAACCAUCCUGGCCGUGCUGGCCUCGCUCAUCAUCGCUGCCAACACGCUGAUGGCCGUCGCUCUGCUUCGCCUCAUCCAGAAGAGUGGCUCCAAGGGGCUGUAUUUCGUCCUUAACCUCGCCGUUGCGGACGCCAUGGUCGGCUUCACCGCCACGGGGGUCGCCAUCGAUGAGUUUUCCCAGUCUUCUUACCCUACCCAGAUCUUCUGCGUCCUAAGGAUGGCUUUUGUCAUCUCCUCAUCAGCUGCCUCCAUCCUCUCCCUGCUUCUGAUCGCAUGCGACAGGCACCUGGCCAUCAGGAAGCCGUUCCACUACUUGCAGCUGGUGACGGGCCUGCGGGUGGGCCUGCGCCUGCUGGGGGUCUGGCUGGUGGCCGCCAUCAUCGGCUUCCUCCCCGUCCUCGCCCCGGCCUUCCAGAAGAUAUCCAGCUACAAGAAGUGCUCCUUCUUCGGGGUCUUCCACCCCACCUACAUGCUCACCGUCUUCUGUGUCGGCUUCUUCCCAGCACUCUUCCUCUUCAUUUACCUCUACUGCGACAUGCUGAAGGUCGCCUCGGUGCACGCGCAGCACAUCCAGGAGGUGCAGCAGGCGGGGCUGGCGGGGGGCUGCCCCCCGGCCCGCACCACCAGCGAUAUGAAGGCCAUGCGCACCGUCGCCACGCUCAUCGGCAGCUUCACCCUCACCUGGCUGCCCUUCUUCCUGGCCAGCAUCGUGCUGACCGUCUGCUCCGAGUGCUUCCCCUACAAAGUCAUCGAGAGCUACCUCUGGCUGCUGGGACUCAGCAACUCCCUCCUGAACCCCCUGCUGUACUCCUACCGGCAGAAGGACGUGCGGCUGCAGCUCUCCCAGCUGGCAGCAGGGCUGAAGAGGAGAGUCCUCGUCCGCCUGAGGAACGGCCGCCGGCUCCCUGGCAGAGACACCAAGGCUCUCCCUGGCAGAGACACCAAGGCUCUCCCCACCGUGUCCUGCCCGCGGCUCCAGGACUGACACGGUAAGGAGCGGCUGGCGCCGGCUUCCCACAUCAUCUCCUGCGUUGUGACCGGGAACUUGGGGCCUGCCGGCUGCGGAGGAGAUCCCAGGCAAGGAGGGACUGAUCUGCAUGGCCAAACUCCAGCCUGCCCACAGCCCCACAGCCCCUCAGCCUCACAACCCCUCAGCCUCACAGCCUCAUUGCCCCACAACCCCUCAGCCUCACAGCCCCACAACCCUACAGCCUCACAACCCCUCAGCCUCAGAGCCUCACGGCCCCACAACCCCACAGCCCUACAACCCCACAGCCCAUCAGCCCCACAGCCUCACAGCCCCACAACCCCUCAGCCUCAGAGCCUCACGGCCCCACAACCCCUCAGCCCCACAGCCCCACAACCCCUCAGCCUCACAGCCCUACAACCCCACAGCCUUACAGCCCAUCAGCCCCACAGCCCUACAACCCCACAGCCUCACAGCCCUACAACCCCACAGCCCCUCAGCCCCACAGCCCCACAGCCUCACAACCCCUCAGCCUCACAGCCUCAUUGCCCCACAACCGCUCAGCCUCACAGCCCCACAACCCUACAACCCCACAGCCCCUCAGCCUCACAGCCCCACAGCCUCACAGCCCUACAACCCCACAGCCCCUCAGCCUCACAGCCCCACAACCCAGCCCGUUUCCACCAGCCCAAGCACCUCAGACCCAGCUGGGCGGCACCCAUUAGGUUUUCCUUGAAGAGCCUCAACAAGAGCAGCCUUGUGUUUCCUGGGCCCAAGCCCUCAGCACUCGCUCUGCAGACUGAGAUCCUUCCCCUGCCCAUGCCUGGGGUGCACCAGCCCUUCCCCCUGCCCGGGCUGGCUCCCUGUGCCAGGGGGCCCGGUUGCCUGGGGCAGGACUGCUCACACAGUGCCAGCUCUGUCACCUUUGGCUCCUGGCCCAGGCGAGGCAGGAGCUGUGUGCCAUCUCUUCAAUCCACCCUGGACCACAAGAGCUGCUGUUUGUUGCCCUUCCUAAACCCAGCUGAUGAUCCUAC
Molecule: messenger RNA, 2021 nt
Organism: Colius striatus (speckled mousebird)
Lineage: Eukaryota; Metazoa; Chordata; Aves; Coliiformes; Coliidae
Gene: GPR119
Product: G protein-coupled receptor 119
Exons: 1
Coding region: 1-1005 (334 amino acids)
Biological process (GO): G protein-coupled receptor signaling pathway
Cellular component (GO): membrane
Molecular function (GO): G protein-coupled receptor activity; phosphatidylcholine binding
Source: RefSeq, a predicted model, not a curated record